GGCGGAAAUCGGUAGCGAGAGCUUGGACGAUUCCUAGGCAGCUGGGACGCUUCCCUGCCACAGCGGUGCCGUUAGCCAUCAUGCGGAUUCGUUGGCGGAACAAAACGCUCACCGAGAGGGGAGCCAAGCUCAUGGAGGAGGCCGUCCGAUACGUUGAAGACAAGUAUGACGCACACACACACAGGAACACCAGCGGCAGAAGAGCAAACCAUUCUCCUGAGCAGCUGUCUAUCGUCACCUGUCUGUCUGUGUGAUCGUCUCAGGAUACGCCAGGAGGCCCACGAUGCCAUCAUGAAGGACGAGAAGCCGCCGGGUGGGCACAUGGGUGGGCAAAGUUGUAUGGACGGGCAAGUCGACACCUGUAUGUGCGUUAAUCCGGGUUUUCUUGUGCUGGUGCGCUUUUCUGUGUGCGUGUGCAGAGCCUCCCCACCUGCCCACGGUGAUAAACGAUCGUCUGUUCCCUCACUGCAUCGCAGUGGCCGUCGUGCCAAACGCAGGUAGGUCAGUAGGUGGGUGGGUGUGGGCGGAUGCCUCAACACGCCAAGCAGAAACAUACGCAGAAGAGAAGAGUCAUGUCUGCCGGUCGUGUGUGUCGGUGAUUCAACCUGGGUGUGCAGGUGAGGGUUCGUGUUUUAGAGGCAUGGAGUGUGCACAGAUUGAGACCAUGGGCAAGGUACGGCGGCAAUCGACAAUUGACGGAUGGAGGGGAGGGGAAGCGAUGCGGUAACUGUGUCUGUCUGUCUGUCUGCAGGUGUACAAUGUGGCUCUGGUGCUGCGGCCGGAACCGUAGCGCUCAGAUAUCGUAUGUGUAUCAUGUACAGCAAGGUACGGAUGGCUGGAUGGAUGGGGAAGGAAGUAGAUAUCUCUGCUCCCUCGCUCGCUCGUCGCGGGCUAAUCGUCUCUCCUCCCUCCCUCCCUGCCGGCCUGCCUGCCAGUGCUGCCAGUGCGCCUCGCCUGCCUCUCUCUCCUGUGCAUAUUUGUCACAAUCCUGUCUGUGAUCAUGAUCAAUCAUGACAGAAUAAGUGAAUGGUGUACAUGGCACAUUCGUGACAUCGAAUUCGUUCGCUCGGACGGGACGGGACGCUUUUAUUUGAUUGAUUCGUGUGGAGUGAGUGAGUGGAGUGGAUCAACGGAUUGUCUGGACGAACCGCCGGCUGAUCGGAUCGAUGAUGACCUGAGACUAAUUGCCUGUCUGUCUGUCGUACUGCUCGCACACAUACACUCACGCGACACUUAACGCGACAAAUCGAAGACAGUGCCGCCGAC
Molecule: messenger RNA, 1266 nt
Organism: Vitrella brassicaformis
Lineage: Eukaryota; Vitrellaceae
Source: the annotation of a GenBank genome assembly